Messenger RNA from Parathielavia appendiculata, 2323 nucleotides. RefSeq lists its product as uncharacterized. Gene Ontology annotation, biological process: regulation of transcription by RNA polymerase II; DNA-templated transcription. Bases 1 to 1842 code for a protein of 613 amino acids. The transcript is spliced from 6 exons. The record is from RefSeq and is a predicted model, not a curated record. Gene Ontology annotation, cellular component: chromatin. NCBI's taxonomy places the organism in Eukaryota, Fungi, Ascomycota, Sordariomycetes, Sordariales, Chaetomiaceae. Gene Ontology annotation, molecular function: RNA polymerase II cis-regulatory region sequence-specific DNA binding; zinc ion binding; DNA-binding transcription factor activity, RNA polymerase II-specific.
AUGUGCCGAAGCCGAGCUUUGGGUUUCGCUUGCUCGACCUGCGGAAGGCAAUAUAAACACAGCAGUCAUCUGCGCCGUCACCAAGCAACCCAUUUAGGGUCUGAAGAGUUCACAUGCCAGUACUGUGGGAAAGUAUUUAAGCGGAGGGAUGUUUGGCGCAAGCACCAUCCCAGCUGCCCGAGCAACAAUAACCAUGACGAGCCCCCUCGAGCCAAACGAGGGAAAAAGCCAAGCGCGUGUGACUCUUGCUACCGCAGCAAACUCUCAUGUGAUGGCGAUGCACCCUGUUCCCGAUGCAAGGCACGCAGGGGAGCGACAUGCAAUUACACUAGGGUACCAGAAAACAGCAGCAAUGCGACUGUAAUAGCGCCCUCCCAAACCGUGGAAGACAGCACCAACUCUCUACGCACCACCACUUGCAGAACACCAUCGGUAGCAAGCGCCCCAAGCAAGGAUAGCGACACCAAAACUCCUGUGUCUUUCCUUCUCAGUCUCACCAAUCCCGAUGCCGACUCAAUGGUCGAGGUGUUCCAAGACGCAAGCAUCACGCCUCAGCCAGAGACUGUCACCGGCGAAGAAGAUCCAGUUCCCACGUCGGGAGAGGGCUUUUUCUUCUCCUGGAUCUUUGGCCCACCGGACACCGAUCCCUUUGCCGACCCCAGCCCCUUUUCCCUCUCCCAAAUCCCCUACUCCAUUCCCAGUAUAGAGGAGGACAUGGACCCAGCUCUCGAACCCAUCGUUACCGACCUUGAGCGCCUGCACGUCACCUUGACAACCACAGAUCCAUCCUACAAUGGCACCUUUGACGCGACUCUCGCCAAGCAGGUCUUCACCCGGCCCAACCGCGAGGUCUUCAUCCCGACCUACUUCCGAUACACGCACUUGCAUAUGCCCCUCGUCCACCGCCCCAGCUUCAGCGUCGAGACCGCCGCUCCGGCUCUGCUUCUUGUCGUUUUUCUCUGCGGUUCACUUUAUUCCCCGCCGCGGGACUCGGUACUUGCGGUGCGAACCUUCUUUCGCAUUGUCGAGGGGUAUGUGUUUGGGAAGCUUGAGGCAUUGCUCAAACUUAUUUCUCAGGGUGGGGUUCGAGAGGAUGGUGCGGCGGAUGGCCGUGCUCAUGAGCACGAGACGGAAUUAUAUCAGACGUUGCAGGCUGCUUUGCUGAUUCAGGGCGCCGAGUUUCUUAUGAAUGCAGGCGACGCACGGAGCAGGGCGUGGCGGGUUAGGGGCACUCUUGCUGAUGCGGUCAGGAGGUUGGAGCUUACCAGUGCGAGGCAUUCCCAACCUUGGAUACAACACCGACCAUGUUCCAUGACAAUCCACGAGUUGACGGGGUCACUUCCGUGCCUACCAGAACUGUGGGAGGCAAAUGAUGCGGUGAAGUUCGAGUCGGCUUUAGCUGCCGUGGGGGAACAUGGCUGGCUUCGCUCAGCCUCUCUGCGCGACUGCGUGGACGCUUUGAUGGCCGAGUCAUGGUUGGGAGCCAAGGGGUUCCCCUUGAGAUGCCUGUCGCUGCUCGAUCUUCACCUGAUGAUCGCUGCUCUCCACACAAUGAUCGGCACCGCUCGCUGGGUUUCCCUUCUACAAACAUGUAUCCCCUCUCUCCAGCGUGCCACAGAUAGAUGGCAGGAGCUUGGGCGCGAGACCCUAAGCCACCUGGACGACGAAACGGUACGCAUGAGCGGGUUCGUACGGCACAGUGACGAGCUUGGCUGGCUUGCUUCAGCCUUUCUUAAGCACUCUGCAGCAGGGAAGGACGAUUCAUCGCCCUUCUACCAGCGCAUCGGUCACAAAUCGACGAAAGAGUUGUAUGAUCUGAUGCGGGAACUGCGGGGGCUAUGACUGGACUCUGCACGCACAAAAGGCAGGGUGAAACUCGCAACCACAAAUGGAGAUUAAGCCAACAACAGAGAUUCAUUUGAAACGACAAGGCCAAGGAAUACUUUUUACAAACCGACGAUCCCGACUCUCAAGAAAUGAUACUCGGACUCAAUCCGCCUGCGAACCUCGCCCGUCUUGAUCUCAUCAACAUCCCACCAGACGGGGAUGAAGCGUCCGUGGAGGAACUGGGCUUCCUUGCUCGCACACCACACAGCAAACUGGCCGGGAAGGUUCUCUGUAGUCAUGCGGGUCAGGUCAUGGCCAGGCACGUCAUGACAAAGGCAUGGAAACGGGAUUUGGCUCGCUUACCAUCAUCCCAGUCGAGGGUUGUCUCGUCAUAGCCGGCGCUUCUGGCUGCAUCGGUCAGGACUCCUCCAGGAUGCAUGCUGAUGAUCUGCAUGUCCUUGGGGUCCGUGCCAUGGGCGAUCAUCUGCAUCAAGAG